AGCUGGUUUAGUGAUAGUUUAUUAACCGUUGAGUUCACAUCUAAUGUCGGAAAUCGCAGUUCCCGGUUCCGCAUCUGACUUUUGAGAAACUUUAUUGAGGUUGUUUGAAAUUAAUAUCCAUAGCUCUAUAUGUAUGCGCGUGGCUGUAGUGCUUGCGAACAUUUGCGUGCAGUGUCGUCAUCAUCGUAUGUGCAGCACCCACACUAAUACAAACACAAGUGAAUGAGUGAAUUCAAAAUCGCCGGUGUUUUAAGAAAUCUUUGUGAAAUAAUGCAUAAAAAUUCAACUCAAAAUGCCGCUGCAUAAUCAUAAUCAAGAGUACAUGUUGGCGUGAAAUUAUUCAUCGCCGGAAAGUGAAUCAACAAAAUAAUAUUAAAUAAUAGUGUUUUUAAUUCGAAGAAAAAUAAAAUCAAAAAGGUGAAUCAUAAAAUUGCUUUAUUGCAUACAAAAUAGUGUUGAAUGUUUCAAGUGGAAUUUGCGAAGAAAGCAGUUGGAAAUAUGUAGACACCUCAGUGGAAAUAGACAAAGUGUGAUUUUCGAAAAUAUGCCGUUUUUGGUUUUUUAAUUUGUGGCAACCAUAUAAUUAAUCAUGAUAUCUUGUUAAAAUCAACAACAAGUGGAACAACAAACAAUUUAUUUGACAUACAUACAUACAUAUAUGUAUGUAUAUGUAUAUGAUAUAAUAGUGCAGAAAAAAAAUUGCACAAAGUAUUUCUUAUGCAAACAACAUGAUUUAUAAAAUAUAUCAGAAAUUCAUUGUGUGAAUAAAUUAUUAAAAAUCAUUCAAAAUCUAAAAAAUAUAUAAACUGAGUUACGCAAAUAUUGUUGCAAAAAUAACGUCAUUUAUAAAGCAAUAUCUCCAUAAUAGUCGCAACAACAACCAACAAUAAGUGACAAUGUGGCUUGCGAGUCCUUCGUUACGGCAGCAUUUUAUGCGGAUACCACAACAGCACGGACAUACGGCCAAAGCUAAAGCCAGUGCAGCGCCCAACAGGCAGCUUAUGAGCAGUUAAGGCACCAACAAGCGAGCAUAGAAUGGACUUAAAACAAUUACAAAUUACAAAAACAAAUACAUGUGAUUCGCGUUAUUGAAUGAUAUUUUCAAAAGUAAAACACAUACGAACUCUUGUGUAUUGCUAAAAGAUAGUAAAGAAACAACAUUUAAAAACAUUAAAAAAAUCAACUGCAAGACGCACUUAAAUCGAUAAACACAAAGCGAACGUUGCAAUUGUCGUUGCCACACAGUGAAAAUCGGUGUAUUCUGUGCGUCGCUGUAGAGUUGAUACUAACUCUCCUACGGGCGGACGCCAUGUAUGCGCGAGUAUUGCGCAAAUGGAGUCUACAAACAAAACUGCAAAUAUUCAUGAACAUGUGGCGGCUGCUGCUGCUCACCCUGCUGCUGCUCUGUCUGUACACAACGCCGGUCACAUGCCUUGCAACCGCCUCCGCGCAACGCCUGAGUGCGAGUCGGAGCACAUCGCCUGCACAUGCGCUUGCAUUUGCGCCCGUGAUUUCCUCUGCGGCUGCGACUGUGACUGCAAAUGCAGCAGCACUGGUACCAGCAGCACAAACACCAACGGCAGCAGCUAUGGUGAAUGCCGAUACACCCGCCGCAGCCGAAUCAGCAGCACAGCCACUCAACGUCACAGUAGUAAAAGCAGAAGCCGUCACAGUUGGCGACAUCAUCGAAGAAAGCUUUUACAUACCCGUCGUCGAUGGCGACGAUGCAGAUAGCAACAUCUAUGGCAGCGGCGCAACGAGCGCAGCAGGUGUAGAUUUAGUGGGACGCAGUAGCAGCAGCAACGGCAAGAAGCAGGAUAAUUUUAACCGCGACGGCAGCAGUAGGAUAUUUAGCAGUAGUAGUGUAAUGAGCAUCCGCAACGGCGACAGCAGUGGACCACAGCAAUAUAUGAAAGGAGAGCAGCUAUUCAAACAGACCGAUGGCUCGGUUGCAACCGACGCGUAUGCAGACAAUUUGGCUUACGCGUUCUAUCGAGGCUCAGCGCCAGCCGCGUUCAGGUCGUCAAUAGCCACGGAGCCAUCAGUAACAGGGAUGGUGACACAAGCGCCAACAACAGUAUUCAGUCCCCAAUUUAGUGCCCACCAUGUGGCGAAUGACGAUAGUGUUGUAAACGAUGGUAAUGAGGAGGACGAAGUUGAUAAUGAGGGGGAGGGGGAUGAGGAAGAUGCUGAGGAUGUGGAUGAUGACGCCGAUGUCGAUUUGGAUGAGCAUACAUCGGAUGAAGGUGAUGCCGAUUAUGGUCGACAGCAACAACAAAAAGUUCCAAAUAAUAAAAAUAGUCACAUAAUUAAUUUAUUUAAAUCAUAUACACAUAGCAACAUUAACAACUACAAUACCAAUUAUAAUCACAACUCCAACUCAAAUCUGAAUCCAAACACACCACAACCGCCACAACACUCCCGCAGUGCAGCCUCACCCUUCCAACCGGCACACACAGCAACCGCCAGCAGCAGUGACACCCAAGCCUACGUAGCUGGUAGGCGCAGCUACAAAACGCGACGACAUGUUGCCGCCGAACAACACCAACUUUGGUCUACAAUUGCGCAACAACAACAGCAACCAUUGCGAUUGCAUAACGCCAAUGUGGGAAAGAGCGCUCAGUAUUCUUCCACAAGCACACCGCUGCCCAUCGCUGCGUACCCCACCAAGAAGGUGUACCAAUUGGUGAACGGCAAGAAUUUGACACGCAUCGUGCAUCUGUUUCCGCCAACGCAUUACCGCAUUGCCGCCUAUGAGAUACCCUCGUCACUGCCAUAUCGCGGUGAGUUGACGGAGCAGCAGCGACGCAUGCUACAGCACCAGCAUGAGCAACAAUUGCAGCAAGAUCAAACAGCGCGCUCACGCCGCGACUCACGCGUCUUUGGGUUGGCGCAGUCAAUGAGCAGCGGCCUGAACGCUGGCUACUAUGGUAUGCAACAGUCGCCGCAGCCCACAUUGGGGCAACAGAUGGGCGGACAGCAACAGCAAUUUCAACGCCUGCAACAAAGUAGCAGCGCCAAUGGCAAUAGUUGGCAGCAAAUGAGCGGCAACAUGUUCCAACGCCAAACGCAUGCGCAGCAACUUCAACGCCAGCAACAACCACAACAACACCACCAUAAACAUCAACACAGCAAUGGCGAACAAAAUGGUGUGGGCGCCAACAACAACCAUCGCAAUACGCACCAUAACAGUCAUCACAACAGCAACGGCAAACACAAUCAGCGCCAACGUCAACGCAAACGACCGCGGCGCUAUUGCUCGGCACGCGAUCCCGCACAGCUGGCGUUCGAGGCGCCUAUCGUGUUCGAGGGCAAAAUCACCUCAAUGUCACCGGAUCGCCGUCACAACUUUGCUGCCACCGUGCAGGUGUUGAACGCAUACAAGCAACAGAUUGGAUAUCAGGUGAAGCGAGAGCAAUUCGUGCGGCUGCAGUUCGCGUACAUCAAUAGCAGCGGCGAGUGCGACAUUUACCGCGAGCAGUUGCGGCCGCGCGGACAAGUGCGCGGCGACGAGCUGGAGCUGCAGCGCACCUAUCUCUUCUUCGUGCAACAAAUCGAUAUGCGCAACUUCACCAUACUCGGCCAGCCAAUCAGGAAGACACGGCGCGUAGUCGAAGCAGUCAAGGAUGCAGUGAGCGAAAAUUAUGCACAGCCCGCAUCGAUACGAAGUAUAACAAACAAUCGGACGAUGGAAAUCGGUAGAGAGUUGCACAUUGUGUGCAAGGUACAGGGCAAACCGCCGCCUAAGGUCACUUGGUUCAAGGAUGGUAAAUCGAUCAAUCGGAAUCGGAAAUUAUACAAAUUUCGGCAUUUCAAAAAGCGCUCCGAGCUCAUCAUUCGUUCGUUCAACAUCUCCGACACCGGACGUUACGAGUGUCGUGCCAAAAAUAAAAUCAAUCAGGAACCAGAUCGACACACCAUACUCAUUAAAGCGGAUCCAGUUCUCUUGCCACUUUUGGAGAGCGCCUUUUCAAAGAAAUUAUUGUGCUCCAAUUAAUUUGUAAUUUAUCGCAGCAUUUCCUUUCCACAAUAUUAUUAUUGCUUGUGUAGAUAAAGUGAGAUGUAGUAUGUAUAUAUGCCCACUAGAAGAAGCUGCAUAAAAUGCAUAACCAUAAUCAUUCAGGGUCAAUUAUAUGGUAGAUAAUGUGAAGUGAUAAUCAUAAAUUACUACAAUAUUAGAUGGUCAUUCGUAUACCUUGUUCUUUGUAAUUGAAGUGACCGUAUACUUAGGCCACCACGUUGAAGAGGUUCAUUUCUAUAUCAGUUCACUGCUAAAAUCCAAGCCUCAUUUGAAUUCUUCUUGAAUAGCUUUCUCAUAAUGUCGACUCGUCUCUCAAUAAGCAAACGUGCCGUCAUCGUGUAUGUCAACUUUUUUAGGCACUACUCUCUUGUAUGUAUGUAUGUGAUUGGCGUUGCAACCGUUUAGCCGGUUAUAGCCGAAUCGACGAUAGUGCGCCACCUGUCUCUCUCCUUCGCAGUUCGGCGCCAGUUGGAGAUCCCAAGUGUAACCAGGUCGCUCUCCACCUGGUCCCUCCAACGGAGUGGAGGCCUUCCCCUUCCUCGGCUUCCUCCGGCGGGUACUGCAUCGAACACUUUCAGGACUGGAGUGUUUUCGUCCAUUCGGACAACAUGACCUAGCCAGCGUAGCCGCUGUCUUUUUAUUCGCUGAACUAUGUCAAUGUCGUCGUAUAACUCGUACAGCUCAUCGUUCCAUCGUCUGCGGUAUUCGCCGUUGCCAAUGUUCUGAGGACCAUAAAUCUUGCGCAAAAUUUUCCUCUCGAAAACUCCUAGUGUCGUCUCAUCUGAUGUUGACAUCGUCCAAGCUUCUGCACCGUAAAGCAGGACGGGAAUGAUAAGCGACUUGUAGAGCUUGAUUUUGGUUCGUCGAGAGAGGACUUUACUGUUCAAUUGCCUACUCAGUCCAAAGUAGCACCUGUUGGCAAGAGUUAUUCUGCGCUGGAUUUCGAGGCUGACAUUGUUCGUGUUGUUGAUGCUGGUUCCUAGGUAUACGAAAUUAUCUACGACCUCGAAGUUAUGACUGUCAACAGUGACGUGGGAGCCAAGACGCGAAUGCGCCGACUGUUUGUUUGAUGACAGGAGAUAUUUCGUCUUGUCCUCAUUCACCUCCAGACCCAUUCGCUUCGCCUCCUUAUCCAUGCGGGAAAAAGCAGAACAAACGGCGCGGUUGUUGCUUCCGAUGAUAUCAAUAUCAUCGGCGUACGCCAGGAGCUGUACACUCUUGUAGAAGAUUGUACCUUCUCGGUUUAGCUCUGCAGCUCUUAUAAUUUUUUCCAGCAUCAGGUUAAAGAAGUCGCACGAUAGUGAGUCACCUUGUCUGAAACCUCGUUUGGUAUCGAACGGCUCGGAGAGGUCCUUCCCAAUCAUGACGGAGCUUUUGGUGUUGCUCAACGUCAAUUUACACAGCCGUAUUAGUUUUGCGGGGAUACCAAAUUCAGACAUCGCGGCGUAAAGGCAACUCCUUUUCGUGCUGUCGAAAGCAGCUUUAAAAUCGACAAAAAGGUGGUGUGUGUCGAUCCUCUUUUCUCGGGUCUUUUCCAAGAUUUGGCGCAUGGUGAAUAUCUGGUCAGUUGUCGAUUUUCCAGGUCUAAAGCCACACUGAUAAGGUCCAAUCAGUUUGUUGACAGUGGGCUUUAGUCUUUCACACAAUACGCUCGAUAGAACCUUGUAUGCGAUAUUUAGGAGGCUGAUCCCACGGUAACUGGCGCAGAUUGUGGUAUCUCCCUUUUUAUGGAUUGGGCAGAGCACACUGAGAUUCCAAUCGUCAGGCAUGCUUUCUUCCGACCAUAUUCUGCAAAGAAGCUGAUGCAUGCACCUUAUCAGUUCUUCGCCGCCGUAUUUGAAUAGUUCUGCCGGUAAUCUAUCGGCCCCCGCUGCUUUGUUGUUCUUCAAGCGGGUAAUUGCUAUUCGAAUUUCUUCAUGGUCGGGUAAUGGAACAUCUGUUCCAUCGUCAUCGAUUGGGGGAUCAGGUUCGCCAUCUCCUGGUGUUGUACUCUCACUGCCAUUCAGCAGGUCGGAGAAGUGUUCCCUCCAUAAUCCCAGUCCAGGGCAUAGGACAUCGGUUACCAGAUUACCACCUUGGUCUCUACAUGAGGAUGCUCCGGUCUUGAAACCUUCGUUAAGUCGCUUCAUUUUUUCAUAAAAUUUUCGAGCAUUCCCUCUGUCUGCCAGCUUCUCAAGCUCUUCGUACUCACGCAUUUCGGCCUCUUUCUUUUUUUGUCUGCAAAUGCGUCUCGCUUCCCUCUUCAGCUCUCGGUAUCUAUCCCAUCCCGCACGUGUUGUGGUCGUUUGCAAUGUUGCGAGGUAGGCAGUCUGUUUUCUCUCCGCUGCGAGACGGCACUCCUCAUCGUACCAGCUUGUUUUUUGUCGUUGCCGAAAACCAAUUGUUUCGGCUGCAGCGGUACGCAGUGAGUUUGAGAUGCCGUUCCACAGUUCCCUUAUACCGAGAUGCUGAUGAGUGCUCUCAGAGAGCAGGAGUGCAAGUCGAGUAGAGUAUUUCGUGGCUGUCUGUUGCGAUUGCAGCUUUUCGACGUCGAACCUUCCUUGUGUUUGUUGACGGGCAUUCUUUGCUGCACAGAGGCGGGUGCGUAUCUUCGCUGCGACCAGAUAAUGGUCCGAGUCUAUAUUUGGUCCUCGGAGCGUACGCACGUCUAAAACACAGGAGACAUGUCUUCCGUCUAUCACAACGUGAUCGAUUUGGUUCCGCGUGUUUCGAUCAGGAGACAGCCAAGUAGCUUGAUGUAUUUUCUUAUGCUGGAAUCUGGUACUACAGACGACCAUAUUUCGGGCCCCAGCGAAGUCGAUCAGCCUCAGGCCGUUUGGCGAUGUUUCGUCAUGGAGGCUGAAUUUUCCGACUGUUGUGCCAAAGACACCUUCUUUACCCACCCUGGCGUUAAAAUCACCAAGCACGACUUUUACAUCGUGGCGGGGGCAGCGCUCAUAGGUGCGUUCUAGGCGCUCAUAGAAAGCAUCUUUGGUCACAUCAAAACUCUCUCUUACAAAAAUAUAAAUUGUGAUUCGAAAACUUAUUCUACUCAAUUCAAUUAAAUUAAGAAAGUAGUGUAACCGCUUGUUAAUCUAUAGCAGUUCGAGUAAGUCAGAGUAUUGUAUUUAUGCUAAUUGUUUGUUCGAUUCGCCACUCUGUACGGUUUAGUUCCUGUUACCCGCUCGUUACACAUUAAUUUUAUCUUUCAUACAAAGGGUGAUCCAUUUCGAGGUUCUCUACUUUUUUUCAGAAAAAUCAAAUUUAAUGGGGAAUGUUUUAUAUCAUUCUUUGGCAUUUACUUUUUUAAAGAUUUUCACUUUCAAAUGUUGGCUACGGCUACGGCUCAGAUGGUCCAUUCAUUGAGACCAACACUCGUGAUGUUUUGCUCCAAGGCCUGAAUUAAAGCGCGAUUGUCCGCAAAGACUUUAAGAUUUACAUAUCCCCACAGGAAAAAGUCUAACGGUGUGAUAUCACACGAUCUUGGUGGCCAAUCGAACGGCUCACAAUGUGAAAUGUUCUCUCAAGUGCGCGAAACACAUCCUUCACAGCACGUGAAUUUUCGUAAUAAAGUUGAACAAUUUGUAAACGUCUUUCCAUGAUGAAAUGCCAAACAAUAUUGAACCAAAAUAACACGACUCACGCGUGA
This is a messenger RNA of Zeugodacus cucurbitae (melon fly), 7649 nucleotides long. RefSeq lists its product as uncharacterized. Gene Ontology annotation, cellular component: axon; plasma membrane; neuronal cell body. Gene Ontology annotation, biological process: homophilic cell-cell adhesion; synapse organization. Bases 1310 to 3997 code for a protein of 895 amino acids. The record is from RefSeq and is a predicted model, not a curated record. Gene Ontology annotation, molecular function: axon guidance receptor activity. NCBI's taxonomy places the organism in Eukaryota, Metazoa, Arthropoda, Insecta, Diptera, Tephritidae. The transcript is spliced from 5 exons.